UUGCGCUGGGGGACGGCUGCGUGUUCCGCUGUGUUUGGGUUGUUUGGCCGCCGCGGAGCGCGGAGCGAUGCCGAGCCGCCCGGAGGACUACGAGGUGCUUCUCACUAUUGGCGCCGGUUCCUACGGCAGGUGCCAGAAGGUGCGGCGGAGGUCGGACGGCAAGGUCUUGGUCUGGAAAGAACUUGACUAUGGAUCUAUGACAGAAUCUGAAAAACAAAUGCUUGUUUCUGAAGUGAACUUGCUUCGUGAACUAAAACAUCCGAAUAUUGUCCGUUAUUAUGACCGUAUAAUUGACAGGACAAAUACAACACUUUAUAUUGUGAUGGAAUACUGUGAAGGUGGAGACCUGGCAACUCUGAUUGCAAAAUGUACAAAAGAAAGACAUUAUGUGGAAGAAAACUUUGUCCUUCGCGUCCUCACCCAGCUGACCUUGGCUUUGAAGGAGUGCCACAGAAGGAGUGAUGGUGGCCACACUGUGCUUCAUCGGGACCUAAAGCCAGCAAAUAUCUUCCUUGAUGGCAAGAAGAAUGUGAAGCUUGGUGACUUUGGCCUGGCCAGGAUACUUCACCAUGAUACCAGUUUUGCAAAAACAUUUGUUGGCACACCAUAUUAUAUGUCUCCAGAACAAAUAAAUCGCAUGUCCUACAAUGAGAAAUCUGACAUCUGGUCUUUAGGAUGUCUUCUCUACGAGUUGUGUGCGUUGUCGCCUCCAUUCACAGCCUUUAACCAAAAAGAGUUGGCAGAAAAGAUAAGGGAAGGGAAGUUCAGGCGGAUCCCAUACCGUUAUUCAGAUCAGCUGAAUGAACUCAUCACAAAGAUGCUGCACCUAAAGGAUUACUGUCGGCCUUCAGUUGAAGAAAUUCUGCAGAACCCUCUGAUAGCCAACCUGGUAUUGGAGGAGCAAGGGAGAAACGUGGAGAGAAGAGGGCGGCGAUCAGGAGAGCAAGAUAAAGUAGAAAGACUUUCAGGAACUCCAGUGAAUGAGCUGAAACUGAAAGAGCAGCAGCUACAAGAGAGGGAGCGAGCCAUAAAAGAGAGAGAACACAGGCUAGAACAGAGAGAGCGGGAACUGUGUGUUCGAGAGAGACUGGCAGAAGAAAAACUGGCUAGGGCUGAGAACAUGGUGAAGAAUUACAACUUAUUCAAGGACCAGAAGCUAUUGCAGCCAGCGACAUGCCCAGAUGAUGAAGCGCUGCCAGUCUUUCUUACGAGAAAAAAGAAGGUUCAGUUUGGUGACGAAAGCAAAGAAAAUGCUCACUCUGAGGACAGCCUGGAGAAUUCCCUCCCCUCGAAAGAAAAAGGUUGUAAUCUGAAGAAGCGUCUCUAUGCUGCCAAUCUGCGGGCUCAAGCCCUUUGUGAGCUGGAGAAACAUUACCAGCUCAAAAGCCGCCAGCUUCUCGGAAUGCGCUGAAUAUUUGUGCGUAUCGUGUACAGAACUGUGAUGUUUUCAAUAGUGUCAUUUAAGCUGAUGUUUCCUGUGGCAUUUAUGAUGAAAAUCUGAGUAGGAUUGUUUUAGAAAAGGUGCUAAAAUAGUCUUUUAAACUCUAUGUAAAUAAAUGUAAAUAAUUGUGUGGUUGUAUGCGAGUAACUCUUUUCCUUAGAGUUUGCAUUCUUGUGCAUUUGGCUUGCUAGUGUUGCAUUGCUAGGCCAGUUCUAAAUAUAAAUAUUCAUGGUGUGGUUAGCUAGAUUUUUUUUAAUGAUUACGAUGUGAUUUUAACAAAUAGCACAACACUGGAUAUGAGAUUUAAGGAAGUGAUUCUCUUUGAGUCUCUAAUUUAGAUGCAUAUAAUAGUUGGAUGUUUUACAAGCAUAAUGUUGCACCUAGCACAAUAUCUGUUCCUUCUUUCUAAUUAGCUGAAUUAUUUGCCCUCCAAAAUUUUCUGUAAUGUUACAUUGUUUAAUGAAAAAUGUUUAAAAAAGAGCCAAGUAUGUAAUGUGUUCCAGGACAUCCUCACAGAACGGAGUAGAUACCAAAAUUUGACUGGAGGAAAUGAAUCUACAGGUAGCCUUUUGUUUAAAGAUUCAUUUCUCAUGGGAGGUUUUAUACAUUAAAUAUGGUUGUAUAUGAGUUCUUACGUCUGAAGGAAGGUCAUAAAUUUCCCAGGAGAUAUGUGGACUUUAGAGGUCAGGAUGCAUACAUACUCGUUGGAUGAAGCAACAUGUUAUUAAAAGCAGAAGU
Molecule: messenger RNA, 2179 nt
Organism: Zootoca vivipara (common lizard)
Lineage: Eukaryota; Metazoa; Chordata; Lepidosauria; Squamata; Lacertidae
Gene: NEK2
Product: NIMA related kinase 2
Biological process (GO): protein phosphorylation
Molecular function (GO): protein kinase activity; ATP binding
Source: RefSeq, a predicted model, not a curated record